Terrapene triunguis (Three-toed box turtle) is the source of this 4985-nucleotide messenger RNA. It is a transcript of the gene EPS15L1, whose product is annotated as epidermal growth factor receptor pathway substrate 15 like 1. Lineage: Eukaryota; Metazoa; Chordata; Testudines; Emydidae. Gene Ontology annotation, cellular component: clathrin coat of coated pit; plasma membrane; cytoplasm. Gene Ontology annotation, biological process: endocytosis; endosomal transport. Gene Ontology annotation, molecular function: calcium ion binding; cadherin binding. The transcript has 25 exons. The record is from RefSeq and is a predicted model, not a curated record. Bases 20 to 2818 code for a protein of 932 amino acids.
GUCAGUCAGUGGGAGGAAGAUGGCGGCGCUCAUUCCCCACAGCCAGCAGCUUUCCACUGGGAAUCCAUUGUAUGAGACUUAUUACAAACAGGUAGAUCCAACAUACACAGGGAGAGUUGGGGCUAGUGAAGCUGCACUGUUCCUUAAAAAAUCAGGUCUUCCAGACAUUAUCCUUGGAAAAAUAUGGGAUUUGGCUGACCCAGAGGGUAAAGGGUACUUGGAUAAACAGGGUUUCUAUGUUGCAUUGCGACUCGUAGCAUGUGCACAGAAUGGCCAUGAUGUUAACUUGAGCAAUCUAAACUUGACUAUACCACCUCCUAAAUUUCAUGACACUAGCAGUCCCUUAUUGAUCACACCUCCUUCAACAGAGGCUCACUGGGCCGUUAGGGUGGAAGAAAAAGCAAAGUUUGAUGGUAUUUUUGAAAGCCUUUUGCCAGUAAACGGUUUACUUUCAGGAGACAAAGUAAAACCAGUACUGAUGAACUCAAAGCUACCUCUUGAUAUCCUAGGAAGGGUCUGGGAUCUCAGUGAUAUUGACAAAGAUGGACACCUGGACAAGGAUGAAUUUGCUGUGGCAAUGCAUUUGGUAUAUAGAGCUCUUGAAAAGGAGCCAGUUCCCUCAGUAUUACCCCCCCCACUUAUACCACCUUCCAAAAGAAAGAAGACGCCAGUUUUUCCUGGUGCAGUUCCUGUUCUUCCUGCAAGUCCUCCACCUAAAGAUAGCCUUCGUUCUACCCCAUCCCAUGGUAGUGUAAACAGCCUGAAUAGCACAGGAAGUUUGUCACCCAAACACAGCAUCAAGCAAACACAGCCAUCUGUGAAUUGGGUGGUACCAAUGACUGAUAAGGUGCGAUACGAUGAAAUUUUCUUAAAAACUGAUAUGGACAUGGAUGGCUAUGUGAGCGGCCAAGAAGUGAAGGAUAUUUUUAUACACUCAGGCCUGUCUCAGAAUCUUCUAGCACAUAUAUGGGCAUUGGCAGACACAAGACAGAUGGGAAAGCUAAGCAAAGAUCAGUUUGCACUAGCCAUGUAUUUCAUUCAACAGAAGGUCAGUAAAGGGAUUGAUCCUCCGCAGGUGUUGUCCCCAGAUAUGAUCCCUCCUGCAGAGAGGAAUACUCCCAUACAAACUCUGUCAGGUUACUUGACCCCUGUAGGAACUGAGAUCUCAGCGCUAACAGAAAUGCGUCGUGAUAGUUCAAGUUCUGUCGGAUCAGGAGAAUUUACAGGCGUGAAAGAACUCGAUGAUAUUAGUCAAGAGAUUGCACAUCUGCAGAGAGAAAAGUAUUCACUAGAGCAGGACAUUAGAGAAAAGGAGGACUCAAUUAGACAGAAAACCAAUGAAGUUCAGGAACUGCAAAAUGAUUUAGACAGAGAAACAAGUAACUUGCAAGAGCUGGAAGCUCAGAAACAAGAUGCUCAAGACCGCCUAGAUGAAAUGGACCAGCAGAAAGCCAAACUGAAAGAUAUGCUAAAUGAUGUGAGGCAGAAAUGCGAGGAAGAAACACAGAUGAUUUCAUCAUUGAAAAUGGAGAUUCAGUCUCAGGAAUCAGAUUUAAAAUCACAGGAAGAUGAUCUGAAUAGAGCAAAAGCAGAGCUGAAUCGUCUCCAUCAAGAAGAGACUCAGCUAGAACAGAGUAUCCAAGCAGGAAAAGUGCAACUUGAAACAAUAAUUAAAUCUUUAAAAUCAACACAGGAAGAAAUUAAUCAGGCAAGAAGUAAACUUUCUCAACUUCAAGAGAGUCACCAGGAAAUCAGUAAAAGUAUUGAACAAAAUAAUGAAGCUCUGAAUGGGAUUCAUGGUGGUAGCAUGACGAAUUUAGCGGACAUAAGUGAAGGAAUUGCACAGAAAGAAAGAGGCAAUUUUGGAGCUAUGGAUGAUCCCUUCAAGAAUAAAGCUUUAUUGUUUAGUAAUAAUACACAAGAAUUGCAUACAGACCCAUUCCAGGCCGAAGAUCCAUUCAGAUCUGAUCCUUUUAAAGGAGCAGACCCUUUCAAAGGCAAUGAUCCAUUCCAGAAUGAUCCUUUUUCAGAACAACCACCUGUUUCAACAGACCCAUUUGGAGGGGAUCCAUUUAAAGAAAGUGACCCAUUUCGUAGUUCUGUCUCUGAGGAUUUUUUUAAAAAACAGGUGAAGAAUGAUCCAUUUACCUCAGAUCCAUUCACAAAAAAACCCACGCUGCCCUCAAAGCCUGACCCCUUUGAAAGUAGCGAUCCUUUCACAUCUUCAAGUAUCUCUUCAAAAGGCCCAGAUCCUUUUGGAACGUUAGACCCGUUUGGAAGUGGUGCCUUCAGUAGCAAUGAGGGUUUUGCAGAUUUUAGCCAGAUGUCAAAGCCCACAGCUUCAGACCCUUUCACCUCCUCUUUUGGAGGGAUGGGAUUCUCAGAUGACCCUUUUAAAAGUAAGCCAGACACUCCAGCUCUCCCACCGAAGAAAAAUGUUCCUCCACGACCCAAGCCACCUAGUGGUAAAAGUACUCCUGUAAACCAGCUCGGGUCUGCAGAUUUUACCAAGCCCCAUGAUCCAUUCCAGCCAUUUGGGGCUGAGAGCAGUGACCCGUUUCAAACUAAAAAGGGGUUUGGGGACCCGUUUAGUGGAAAAGAUCCAUUUGCUCCCUCCUCUUCAAGUAAAACUUCUAAAGACUCUUCCUUGGGGUUUGCAGACUUCAGCUCUUUUGGAAAUGAGGAGCAGCAGCUGGCCUGGGCAAAGCGAGAGAGUGAGAAAGCAGAGCAGGAGAGGCUGGCUCGAUUGCGAAGACAAGAACAGGAAGACCUUGAAUUGGCUAUUGCACUUAGUAAGGCUGAUAUGCCAGACUCUUAAAUACAAGUCUUUGGGCUCCACCCAAUCCAAGUCAAACCCUUUAAAAAAAGGUUUUGUAAAAUUCUUGUUUUAUGUUGUGAAGUAAUUGUAGUCACCUUUAAGUCAAAGCAUAACAAGAUUGGCUGGUUAUAUCAAACUGGGCUUUCCAUGGCUUUUCAAGUACAUAAUGCACAGGAAACACACUGUAAAAAUUGUAUUAUACUUCCUAGAUAAAAGUUACUGCUUGUAAGAAAUUUAAUGUAUGACCCUAAGGUACUGAAAGCAAAGUUUCUUUAUAAUGCAGACAGUGAUUGCAUACAAUAAGCUGCAAUUUGUGAAUCUGGCUUUUAUUACCUGAAUUCCAUUGUCAUUGUUUUGAGGCUGCAGUAUGAAUAAUAAAAUUAUAGAAAAUGACACUUGUAAAAAAAAAAAAAAAGUAUGUUUAUAAAAUUAUCACUUAGCUUUCAGUUCUUUUUGUUACAUUUAUGUAAUUACUCAUAGUAGGCCAAUGACCACCUAGCUCAAAGACUUGAGGGCAAAUUCUUUCUUAGAUGUUCCCCUUUCAUCAGUGAGAUAUGGCUUAUCUUAUGAAAGAAACUCUGAUUAUUUAUAUAUUAGAUGCAUAGUGACACAACUCAUGUAGAGUCAAUCAUAUUUUGAAUUCAAAGCCUAUGAGAAUUAAUAGCUUUUUCUUAUUUAAACAUGAUUAUUUGCAUAAGAGUUUUUUAAUAUUUGUACAUGGUGGUAUUAAAAGGAGUGAUCCUGAUAUAGUAAAUUAGACAAAUGAUGACUCAGUUCUAAAUCAUGGGAUAAAAUACAAAUUAAUUCCAUGAACGAGCAUUAAGACAGGAAUGAUCGUGUUUGAGGCUUUUUCUACAUAAUGUUGAAUAAUUUCACACUUUUUAAAUUUUAAUUUUGAACUGUAAUCUUCCCUGCAACCGUAUUUUCCCUUCAUUUGCUCUAACAGGCAGAAUAUAGGGCUGCUAUUUGUAUUAUCCAAUUGACUAUGUUACAAUCUCUACCUCGGAAGUGAUUAAGUGUGCGGUCUUAUUUUUAAAUAUUCUGGUUGAUGAUUAAUCUCACUGCCCUUCAUUUAAAGUUAUACAACUGUUAUAUAGACUAGAAAGUUUUUUACUUUAAACUAGCCCAAGUUCACACAGAUUUCAUUUGCCAGAUAGGUAGAAUAAAUGGAUAUUCAUGCAAAAGUUACAGCAAUAUUUGUAGAACAGAUAGACUUAAAAAACCAGCCUAUCUACUGAUAGCACUAAUUAGGCCAGUAUGUCCAGCUUUUUUAUAGAUUUCCAGAAUUCAGGGGGGAUGUUACAUGUAUUUUAUAGAGGUAAUGCAAUAUGUAUUUUACUUGUCACGGAUAUAAAAUGAGUACUUAUGGUAUUUUUUGCUGUGAAUUAUUCAUUUAUAGAAACUGCCUUUUCUGGUAAUAUACAGGAAUUCAGCACUUCAUUUGUCCUUGCCUUGUGCUCUGGUUUUGUUUGUAAAUGGAAUGGGCAUUUAGGGCCAAAUUUUCAAAAUGUUCUUUGUGAUACCUGUAUUUGCAUCCGCAAUUCUGCACAUGUGCAUAUUGGCUAGUUAACAUUCUGAAUGUCCAAAAUGUGGCCCUCAGCUUGUAAAACAUUCUCUGUUGGAUAGCAUUGUAUUUCUUAAUCUUCUGCAAUGUAUUUACAUUUUUGUGUGUCCCUGUUUUGUUUUUAUUUUUCCUUUCACAAUGAUGUUAGUGCCUGUUUUUCCAGUCAAACAAUCCCUACAUUCUAAUUGCCUCAUUCUGGAUACUUUCCUUACACAGAGAUAAGAAUCCCAGUAGGGAUUAUUUUUUCUGAUGACUAGUUUUCAGACCUAGAAAUGUAAUUAAACAUUGGUUGUCUCAGGACAAUGCUGCAUUUGCAUUGAAAAUCGACUCUAAAUUGAGAACAUCCAUUUUAAGGUCUUCAGACAGAAUAUAUUUGACAAAACUGAAGCCCAUCAUCUCAGAAGACAUUCUACAGAGUUGCUGAUCCCUGAAUGUGUGUAUAACUCCUGUUUAAUGUUAUUACAAAUGCUAUGGGCUUUUAAAUUUGUAUCAGGAGGGGAGAAGAGACCCCUAAAUAUUAACAAAACAUAUAUGUUUCUGUGUUGUCCUUUAUUGAAGUAACAAGCUGCCAUGAAUACUGUAGGAAAUAAUCCUGCCAUACUU